CGACACGACUGUGGAAAAAAAUGAAUCGCAGAAUUGGAUCUUUUGAGGAUGAUUUUCGCGAUAUUCGAGACUGAAAGCAAUGAUGAAAAUAUAAUCACUAAUAAAUUGUCGAUCGUGCGUGAUGUUGAAGGUGUUGCAAGGUCAAAUAAAAAUUUAAUAAUGUGAAACAAUGGAAUUAUUAAACAAUUCUCAGGAAUAUGUUAUUGCGGCAUUCAUCCACAAGUUGCACUCCAGAUCACAGGUGUGUUUGUGGUCACGGCCGAAAACAGACCAUUUAUCGGGAAAAUCCAUCAAAUUCUUUAUCAGGAUUAUCAAUCGUGGUGGAUUUAGUAGUCUUUAUUUCUGGUCAACCUCAUGAUAAAGAGACCACCUCCACAGCGGCCUAAAGUUCGGCAAGACAUGGCAGUUCAAUCUCCAAUUGGCCUGGAUAUCAGGGAAGUCAACCUGACGGAUAAUUUGGGUGCCCUGGAAUACCAUGGGCAUUUUGAUCUAACCGGUCGGGCUUAUUUGGAAAACACCCAAACUUCUGCUCAGAUUACUCUUGAUCGCACCCAGAAGCCUUUUAUUAUUGGUGGUCCUUUAGGAUCGCAAAAAUACAUCUUUGAGCAAUUGCAUUUUCACUGGGGUGAUCAUGAUCACUUGGGCUGCGAGCACACACUCGAAGGAUGCCGAUACUCCAUGGAAGGACAUGCUGUGCAUUACAACGCCAAGUACCGUGACUUCCAAGAAGCUGUUACGAAACCAGAUGGAAUCGCCGUGACAGGGUUCUUCAUUCAGGCUAUGGGAGAUACCGAUCUGCCGGAAUUUAACAAAAUUACUCAUGGCAUCUCUAAAGUGACCGAACCCAAGAGUAAAACACAAAUCGACCCAGAUUGUCUUACUUGGAUGAGCCUUCAAGACCUUUCCAGACAUUACUACACUUACAAAGGAUCCUUAACAACUCCACCUUACUACGAAUCCGUUACUUGGAUUGUCUAUAAGAGCCCGGUUUAUGUAUCUAGACGCCAAAUUGAGGUGUUCAGGAACUUAUGUUGCAGCAAAGAGGAUCAAACUAAAAAGAUUAUAAAUAAUUUCCGCGAUGUUCAACGCCCACGGCACAAUCCACGAGUUGUUUUCGUGCGAAAUUGCAUCAACGUGAAGGCCAAAUUGUAGACCACGCAGCAGCUUGAAGAUUUAUCAAAAAAUCACCAAAUGCAGGGAUUUAAAAGGGAACAACACAUAAUAUUUAAGUGUGUAGAACUUUAUAAAAAGAAAUGCAAGUGUAGCUUAGAAAAAUAAUACUAUUUGAAACUACAA
Phlebotomus papatasi is the source of this 1296-nucleotide messenger RNA. Its product is annotated as carbonic anhydrase 2-like. The record is from RefSeq and is a predicted model, not a curated record. The coding region runs from base 355 to 1152 and encodes 265 amino acids. Gene Ontology annotation, molecular function: carbonate dehydratase activity; zinc ion binding. The transcript is spliced from 4 exons. Lineage: Eukaryota; Metazoa; Arthropoda; Insecta; Diptera; Psychodidae. Gene Ontology annotation, cellular component: cytoplasm.